UAGCUGUUUUAUUUUUUCAGUGUAAAUACUUUAUUUCGGGAAGUCAACGUCCUAUAUUUAAUAUUGCUAUCGAUCGUAAAAAUGCUUUACUUGGUGUUCAUUCAGUGCUCAUAAUAAAUUCCAGAAAUUUCAUGAUUACUUCACUGACAGAAAUUCACUAAUGAAUGUCAUCGUACACAGAUAAACAGUAUUUGCUCCGUGUUUCGGUAUUGUUGAACUCGGAAUAUUUCUUGCUAUCAAAUGAUGGGAAUAUUUUCUCUCUUGUAAAUUUUAUAGCAUAGAAACCAAGAUGCCUUCAACCACUGUGAAGAACUUGUACCUUGCUUCUACUAUAAAAGAGCUGGAGGCGAAACACCAAACUAUUCCUGAUGUUAAAAACAAGAAUGCUUCACAAGUAUUGAAAUCAGCGGACAAAGUCUUUGAAACUGCAGAGAGCUCGUACCUCAGUGGGGACGAAGAAAGAGCUUAUGUACUAUAUACCAGGUUUGUUGAGCUGCUCCUUCUGGCAAGGAAGAAAGCUGAUUAUGAAAGAGUCUGUCAGGAUUCUAGCAUCAAACGUUUGUAUGAGUUGGCAAAUAUUGCAAUUGGUAAGGCAGAAAUACUCAAGGACAGCUUAUCUGAAAGGUAUAACCAACAAGCAACAACGCUGAAACAGAAGAAUGAAAAAAAUGAAAUGCUGUCUGAGCUGCAUAAAAAGCCACCCACUCCCAGUGAAGCUGGUGAUGAUAAAAUUUCCAUAUCUCCAACUCCAAAAAUUAAAGAACAGCCCAAGCUUUCAAUUUCAAGCCAAAAGCUGCAUUCUAUGCUGCCGUCGAGCACGUUCAACAUCAUCAUCAUGGACACACGCCUUGCCGAGGAUUUUGAAGAGUCUCAUAUCAAGCAUAGCCGCUGUAUCAGCAUUCCUCAAGAAAUAUUGGAACCAGGGGUGACAGCCAUGAAGCUUGAAAGCAUUUUGCCGAGUGCAUCCCUCUCCCAGUGGUACCAACGUGCAAAUGCAGACUACAUUAUUCUGAUGGACUGGGAUUCCAAAGACGAGACUUCAGAAAGCAUUCACAUUCAAACGCUGAAGACAGCAAUGUGCAAGUGGGAUCAAAAAUGUACUUUGAAGAGGCCUCCAUUAGUUCUUCAAAAUGGCUAUAAAGACUGGAUGCUGAAAUAUCCCAUGUUCACCACUAAGCCACUCAAUUUUACUGCCAUCAGUGAAGUAGGAAAGUCACCAAGCAUUGCUGAUGUUUCAGCUGUGCAGUAUCCCAACCUGGAUGAAAAUAAUUCCGACUCCCCGUCGAACAAAGAGAACUUCAGUCAACCGGAUUCGUUAUUCAAAAAGUCUUCAUUACCGAAUCAGAUCAAAAAUGGAGACGCAUCUAUGAACAUCUCUGCCGGCCCGAAAAAAGUGAAAUCCGCUCCCAACGUUGAUCGCAAGUUGAAGCCGACCAUUGUCGGUGUCCCCAAGUCUUCUGGAUCCGAGCGAAAAUCCAUCUCCGGAAAGUCCAACCGGGAUCCACUGGUCAUCAGCCCCACACAAGAAAACUUACCUUCAUCGGUCAACCCGAAGGCCAAGCCGACCCCCAAGAGUCCCGACCCCGACGACCUUCUCGUUAAAUCCCUCGAUAAGGAGGCGAACUUGGCAGAGGAAAGCUUGGAGUUGGCCAAAGAGCAGCUGAGGAAUGAGUAUGAGUUCGAAAAGUUGAGGCUGAGGAAAGAGCUGGAGGCUGAAGAAAGUAUGAGAAUGGAAAUUCAGAAGCAGGAAGAUCUCUUGCAUGCGAAGAUGAAGGAGAUGGAGUCUCAAGCUCAGCAGAAGGAUGAGGAGUGUGCAAAAGUGAAGGAAGAGAACUUGAGAUUGAAGAAGGAACUAGCUGAGAAAAAAAAUGCUGACUAUCAGAAUACACAAGAAAAGAAAAUUGCAGAUCACCUGAAAGAAAAAAAAGCUCUUCUAGAUGAUGUUGCAAGGUUAAGGGAGGAACGCAAAAAGAAAGAGGCCUUAUCCAAACGAAAAGUUGAGGUCUCUAAAUCCACCUCAGUUCCUAGGGAUUCUGUGUCUGCCAGCACAGGAUUGAAACGCAAUAAUAACACAGAUUCAUCAAAGCAUGGAAAUUCCGAGUACACCAUUCCGCUGUCGAGGCAGGGCUCCGAAGACACUUCUAGCUGCGGAUUGGUGCGUUCUCACUCCUCACCCAACAUUGCCCAGAUGGUCAACCAAGAAGAGAGUGCAAGAGGAAAUACUCCCGUCAUUGAUCGAACGCUGAAGCCCAACCCCCCCUUACCCCCCUAUAUGAGCGCCCUUGCCAGUGCCUGGUCAAGAAAUUUGAACCCUGUGUAUGGAAAUUGCCCUGCUAGACCUGUGACAGGGUUGAAAAACUUGGGCAAUACGUGCUUUAUGAAUUCUAUAAUUCAAUGUUUGUCCAAUACCACACCUCUGGCUGAGUAUAUAAAUAGUGGAAUGUAUGUGAAUGAUAUCAACAGGCACUGCAGCCAAGGUACUAAUGGUGAACUUGCAGAGGAAUUUGCUGUUGUAAUAAAGAGCUUAUGGAUGGGCCAGUACAAAUUCUUUUCCCCAAAAGAUUUUAAGAACACAGUUAGUAGAUGCUUAUCAGUGUGCAUCGGCAAUGAACAGCAGGACUCGCAUGAGUUUCUUGUUGUGUUGAUGGAAAAGCUGCAUGCCGAUCUGAACAAAAAAUAUAUGAGGUCCUCUCCGAAAUUGGAGGCCAGCACGGUGGACGAAAACACCUUCUGGCAGCACCACAAAAGCUACAACUGCUCAAAGAUUUCCGACGUUUUCGAGGGACUGCUCAAAUCCACUUUGACGUGCCUUUCGUGUCGGAAGACGUCCGACAGCUUUGAAGUCUUCUCCUGUUUGUCUCUGCCUAUCAUGACCUCCCGAUGCACUCUCAAGGACUGUGUCCAGCAUUUUUUGAAGUCUGAGAAAAUAUCAGGAGAAGCUGCCUGGGACUGUCCCAGAUGCAAGCAAAAGAAAGAGGCAGAGAAAAGACUGCGUAUUUGUCGACUGCCAGAAAUCUUAGUCAUUCAGCUCAAAAGGUUUUCCUACGAUGGUCUGUGGAGGAAAAAACUACAAACUGCUGUGGAUUUUGAUUUCACUUUCGAUGUGCCUUGUGAAGAAAAUUCAGAGGAACGUUUUCGGUCCUACAGCUUGUAUGGUGUUGUGAACCACUAUGGUACCCUUGAAGGUGGACAUUAUAUAGCAUACUGCAAGACUGUAUCUCGAAAAUGGUACAAAUAUGACGACCAUGAAGUUUCAGAAAUAAACGCUCUAGAUGUCAAAACUCCUGCUGCGUACCUUCUCUUCUACCAGGCAACAGACUACCAGUCACGCCUGUAA
Molecule: messenger RNA, 3337 nt
Organism: Uloborus diversus
Lineage: Eukaryota; Metazoa; Arthropoda; Arachnida; Araneae; Uloboridae
Product: ubiquitin carboxyl-terminal hydrolase 8-like
Exons: 23
Coding region: 290-3337 (1015 amino acids)
Biological process (GO): protein deubiquitination
Molecular function (GO): cysteine-type deubiquitinase activity
Source: RefSeq, a predicted model, not a curated record